AUGCCCGGAACCGUUGAAGAGCCACUUCCAACCUCCAAGAAGGUGCAGGAACCCAUUGACAUCGAGAAAAUCUUCCAUUACACCGACCUCGACACCCCCAGGGCCACGCGCGUCGAGGACCCCUACGACUACCAAUGGGGCUGGGGUAAUCGCUUCCAGAGCGAAAUCAUCCCAGGCACGCUGCCCGUUGCGCAAAAUCACCCACAGGUCCCGCGUUUCAACCUGUACACCGAAGGCCUCACGUCUUCCGCCUUCGCCGCAAGCAGAGCCGCGAAUGCGAGCACGUACAUGUACCGCUGCCGGCCCUCGGUCGCGAAUCAUGGCUUCCAGGAUGGCGUGUUCGCGUCCAGAGCGCAUGUGGAAAGCUGCUUUCUGUCCGUCAACUCAAAGGUCAAGAUGAACCCGGCACAGAUCGAAUGGGCGCCUUUUGACCUUCCUCAAGAAGGUGAAGAGGUUGAUUUUGUGGACGGCCUGCACACUUUGGGUGGAUCUGGGGAUGCCAGCAUACGGGAUGGACUUGCGCUGCAUGUUUUUAUGAUCAACGCCCGGAUGACGCGGAGGGCGUUCUUGAAUGGAGACGGAGAGUUCUUGAUUGUCGCCCAGCUGGGCAACCUCGACAUCCAGACGGAGAUGGGCAAAAUCUACCUCCAGCCUGGCGAGAUCUGUGUGAUUCCGCGCGGCAUCAAGUUCUGUCUGAACCCAGCUGACGGCACGAGAGAGGCGCGAGGCUACAUCCUGGAGGUUUGGGGCUCACGAUUCGAGUUGCCCGAUCUUGGCCCUAUUGGAGGAUAUGGAAACGCCAAUGUACGGGACUUUGCAUACCCCGUUGCGUAUAUGGACGAUCCAGAGGACCUACAUCAGCAGUGGCAUAUCGUCGAGAAGAUCAACGGCGAGUACCAUGUCUUGAUGCAGGACCACAGCCCGUUCGAUGUUGCGGCGUGGCACGGCAAUUGCUUGCCUUACAAGUACGACAUGACCAAGUUCGUCGCACAAGGCAGCACGUCCGUCGAUCAUACAGAUCCUUCGGUGUGGACCCUUCUGACUGCACGCUCCCGUGACCCCAAUGUGCCGCUCGUCGACUUCAUCUGGUUCGGGCCGCGCUGGGACGUCGCCAUGAACAGUUUCCGGCUGCCGUAUUUCCACCGCAACAGCGCGAGCGAAUUCAUUGCGAACAUCUAUGGUGCGUCGGGUGGGCGGAGUGCCAACUUUAGACCAGGAGGAGGCGUCUAUGAGGCUGGCCACACGGCACAUGGCGGGUUCGGGGACAUCUAUGUCAUGGAGCGGAGAAAGAAGAGGAAUGAGCCGAGAAUCUUGUUCCAGGGCAUGAUGACAUUCAUGAUCGAGUCGUCACGGUCACUCCUCUUCACCGAAUGGAGCCGCGAGCACAGCACCAACGACGCCACUCCGCCAGAAGUCUGGGACACGGUGCCGGACCAGUUCUCCACUGAUCCCAAGGUGCGGGCCCUUCUGCAGCGGGUGAAGAAGCAAAAGGCCGAGAGGAAAGCAGAAGACGAGGCCUACUAUGAUGACGAGCGGAUACAACAGCUCCUGAGCAAAGUCACUGUAGUUGAGCAGAAUGGGACUGGGGCGGUAAACGGCACUUCCGAACAUGAGUCUGCACCUGAGCAGAAUGGGACCGGGGCGAUCAACGGGGCUUCUGAACACGAGGCUGCACAGGCGAUUCCUCUUGGGAUCGAGGUGUAG
This is a messenger RNA of Fonsecaea multimorphosa CBS 102226, 1704 nucleotides long. RefSeq lists its product as uncharacterized. Gene Ontology annotation, biological process: L-phenylalanine catabolic process. The coding region runs from base 1 to 1704 and encodes 567 amino acids. The transcript is spliced from 3 exons. Gene Ontology annotation, molecular function: homogentisate 1,2-dioxygenase activity. Lineage: Eukaryota; Fungi; Ascomycota; Eurotiomycetes; Chaetothyriales; Herpotrichiellaceae. The record is from RefSeq and is a predicted model, not a curated record. Gene Ontology annotation, cellular component: cytoplasm.